Messenger RNA from Penicillium subrubescens, 3702 nucleotides. RefSeq lists its product as uncharacterized. The transcript has a single exon. The record is from RefSeq and is a predicted model, not a curated record. NCBI's taxonomy places the organism in Eukaryota, Fungi, Ascomycota, Eurotiomycetes, Eurotiales, Aspergillaceae. The coding region runs from base 1 to 3702 and encodes 1233 amino acids.
AUGGCAAUCGAUGAUACAAAGCGUUCGCGUAUCAUUUCCUCAUAUGCAAGCGCAGUUCUUGAUAUUCCGCCAGACUCGGAUAAAUGGGACUUCAAACUUCUUACUACUUGGUUACUGCUACUUCGUGAUUAUUACGCGCAAGAGAUACCCGGGUUCAUUUACCUCAGACCGACUACCAGUUCAAAUCCAGAUUGGGUGCACGUCUCGAAGGACCUGCGAGCCCAGGUGCUCUCGAUCGCCAUCGAACCGGAAGCCUCAGUGUCUAGCACUCAGCAUCUCGUAUCCCAGGAGGUUGGGAAACAACAGGAUGAUGGUUCAGUCAAAUUGAAUCACAAGACCUGUGUUUUGAUGCUACGGGAUGAUGAAAUCGAAGCCAAUGGGUCUCAUCAGGAGAUAGCCAAGAUCUUCGAACGUUUGAAGGUGGAAUUGCUGUUGACUAUUUCAACAUCUGGAGGGGCAUCUAUUGCCAGUAUUUGGAACGAUGCCUUGAAACAACCAGCGUUCAGCCCCUGCAGAGUGCUAAAGAGCUUCACCCAAAUCUUUGAGCAAGUGUCUUCUCAGCCAAAUAUCAAAGCCGACGAGAUCUUUUGCGCCACUGAUCUCGACAUUGAGAGUAUGUGCUCUUUCAAUUCCAAGAAAGAUGUCAAAAAUGCGGAAAUCCCGGAGUGCCUCCAUGUUCUCAUCAACACACAUUACAUGGAGCAUCCCCAAAAGACUGCGCUCUCAUCGUCGACGAGAGAUAUGUCAUAUCUUGAGCUGGGCCAGAAAUCGGCUGCCGUUGCACAGAUACUCGUGAACAGAGGUGUCAGGCCUGGCGAAACGGUUGGGAUUUGCCUGGAAAAAUCCAUUUGGACAAUUACUAUCCUACUCGGAAUCCUCCGCGCUGGGGCCGCAUACGUUCCUAUGGACCCAUCCUAUCCACCUGGUCGCAUUACGCAAAUUCUCGCAAGAGCUGAUAUUCGACACCUGGUGAUCAGUGACACACUGCGCAAAAAGUUGGGAGACAUCAUGGCAGAAAGCAUCGUCUUGUCUGAAAAUGAAGAUUUGCACAUCCCGCAUGACUGGAGCAAAGAGAAAUACAAGGAAAUCCACGAUCCGGCGUAUAUUAUAUUCACAUCUGGCAGCACCGGUACUCCAAAGGGAGUUAUUCAGCACCACAAAGCUGUAUCUCUCAGCUUGGUUGAAUGCAUCGAGGCGUUUGAAAUUAACAGUUCGACUCGAUUCAUGCAGUUUUCGUCCCUGGCAUUCGACGCUAGUAUCCUUGAGUUGUGGUCGCCACUGGUUGCUGGUGGAUGUGUGUGCGUACCUUCUGAAGAAGAAAGAAGUAGCGAUCUGGAGUCGACAAUGCGAAUGCUCAGAGUGACAGAUGCCUGGUUGACAGCUGGACUCGUGAAACAACUACAACCGGAAAAUCUACCCGACCUGGCAAGACUUUCCGUUGGAGGAGAAGCCCCUUCUGAAGAUGUGAUAACGACCUGGGGUAACCGAGUCAAGCUUAACAAUCUUUACGGCACCACUGAGGCUGGAGUCUGGGACACUGCAAAGCUUGCUAUGGAGCCAGGCGACAAUCCUAGAAACAUUGGAAGAGGUAUCGGCAAAGUCUCCUGCUGGAUAGCGGAUCCUUCCAACGCUCAGAGACUGCGACCAGUUGGAGCAGAAGGAGAGCUCCUCGUUCAGAGCCCGUAUCUGGCCCACGGCUAUUUGAAGGACCCAGAACUUUCGGCCGGCGUUUUUCUUCAUCCGUCCUCCUUGAAGUGGGGAUCACUGGUUCCCAUUUCAGAAGGGUCUCGAAUUUAUAGAACGGGGGACCUAGCGAAGUUCACUGCCGAUGGAGAUAUUGUUUUUCUGGGUCGGCAGGGCGGGUUCAUCAAAAUACGAGGUCUACGGGUUGACCUGGGCGAGGUCGAGCAUGCAAUCAACUCAACUGCCAGCGUAUAUCGCUCGGCCAUAGUCCUCUCCAAGGAUGGAGGAAGCAACGUGGAAAUGGCUGCUUUCGUCGAAACGACAGAGAAAAUCGAAACUCAACUCGCAGAUGUACUCCAUACUCGGCUGUCUAAGGUCCUGCCGUCAUACAUGAUCCCCACCAUGUUCAUCCCAGUGGAAAAAUUGCCGAUGACAACAUCGAAAAAAAUCGAUCGACCGCGACUGCGAAGAGAUCUAUCACAGAUGAGCCAGAAAAGCCUUGAACGGUUCCGCAAGGGAGGAUCUGUUGCAACAGAAUACUCUACAAUACCCUCUACAAAGCCGAGGGCAAUUGAGAUCAGUUGCAUGGUUGCCGACCUACUUACAAGCAGGGACAAAAUCUACGCAGACUCAUUUCGUGGGAAGGAUUUUCCCCUGGAGACCGUUGGCCUGUCAUCAAUGCAACUGGUCUCUCUGGCAACUUUGUUGAGGAAGCGAUACAACAAGAAAAUCACAAUUGGAAGCUUGCGAUGCCAUGCAUUGACUGUUUGUGAUGUUGAAGACCUUGUUUUGAAGGGGAAAAAGGAGACUGCCGAUGGAAUUGAAGCACGAAAUUUGAUUGAUGAUCUCACCAAGCUCAAGCCGAAACUUCCUUUUGCUUAUUCACGGAGAAAGACGGUUUUCCUUACAUCGAUAACUGGAUUCUUGGGCAGUCAAAUUCUGCGAUCUCUUCUACGCAAUCCAGAAAUUGAGCAUAUCAUUGGUCUAGUGCGAGCAAAAACUGAAGAGGAGGCACGAGGAAAGGUAGAGCAUCAAGCAAAGCUCGGACAAUGGUGGGAGCCAUCGUUUUUCAAUCGCAUCGAAGUGUGGUUGGGGGACCUGGGUAAACCGCAACUUGGCUUGAACACCUCCCACAUGAACCGACUCUGGGGAAGACACGGCCACAGUCCUGUCGAUGGAAUCGUUCAUAAUGGAGCUAGAGUCAAUUGGAUAGAAAGCUACGAAGAGCUGGAGCCAGUGAAUGUUCACAGCACACUUGAAAUCUUGUCAGGACUCUCAGAGAUGACGUUCCCUUGCCCACUGAUCUACAUUUCUGGCGGCUACAUGCCAACUGAGCAAGAAUCGCUCUCUGAGGUGGCCAAAAAGCUCUCGAGCGCGCCGGGCUAUGAUCAAACAAAGUUCAUGUCCGAGCUACUCCUUGAAGAGUACAACAAGCAUUUGGACAAGCAGAAAGGGAACAUCCCGAAGGCGCGAACAAUCAUCCCAGGCUUCAUCGUCGGAACACGCCAAGAGGGGAUUGCCCAUCAGGAAGAUUUCUUGUGGAGAUUUGCUUUCAGCAUUGCUCGUCUUCAAGCUGUGAGCAAGGACCUUCUCGGUCAUCUUAACGUUGCUGGCGUGGACCAAGUGUCCAACCUCGUCACAGAUGUUCUCUUACAGCCAGACCGAUAUGAUAAGCACACGCUCAAAUGUUUCGACGGGAUUAAUGUUCUGACACUCUGCAAUAUCCUUGAAGACAAACUGAACAUCAAGAUUAAGAAGUUCGACCACUCGGAGUGGAUGGAGAUCCUGCGAUCUGACAUUGAUCAGGCAGACUUCGACCAUCCCUUUGCACCUGUGUUUGAAUGGCUGCAAGCAAACCCCUUGGGUACUGCGUCUCAAGGCUCCCUUUUCAAUGAGCAGGAGACUGUGACGGCUCUGGAAAGAAGUGUGGAGUAUCUGGUGGGAAUUGAUUACUUUUUGGAGGGCAGCCACAAAUCGGGACCAGGCAAGUCUGUGGGGUUCAGCCGGUCAAACUUCUGA